Chiloscyllium plagiosum (whitespotted bambooshark) is the source of this 3668-nucleotide messenger RNA. Lineage: Eukaryota; Metazoa; Chordata; Chondrichthyes; Orectolobiformes; Hemiscylliidae. The record is from RefSeq and is a predicted model, not a curated record.
AUGACAUCCUCCAGAGUCCAGUUAGUAGGGUUCUCGGGUAAACCAGAAAAUCUGCCUUUGACAUCGCCACUGAUCCAAUCAGUGGCCGGACAGACCUUCCGUCACCGGUAUAUUCCAUCACCUGCAUGCCCUGUCAAUCUGAUGGGCCGCGACUUGCUGGUGAGAUGCGGGGCCUCGGUUCUGUGCGGACCAGACGGACCGGUAGUGACCUUUCCCAAUGUCUAUUCUGUCAAAUGUUCCAUGACAAUGAUUCACUCUGGAUCCCAAAUGAUGCUAUCAGCGGACACACCACUAACGGCAGAAGGGCAGUGGGCAGAUAUAUACUGGGGACUCCUAGAACCCGAAAGCAGGCAGAACAACGGCAUACAGUCUUUAUACAACCAAUGGCGACCCUGGGUUCAGAUGCUGCAUCCCUAUGCUCCUCCUGCAGAUCCCCUCCAUGUUUCCCUAUAUUAUGAUACAGAUGACAACGAAAUCUAUCAGCAUGCAUUCUAUCAGCACCUGGAAGGAACUCAAAGAGAUAUUUCCUCCAGUUGCAUUCUGCUAGGGAAAGAAGGUGUGGUGGGUGUUGUUGACCUAACUGCAGAACAGUUGGAAUGGUAUGAGAUGUCUGAAGAAGCUAUACCUCAUGUCACAUUGGCCGUGCAUGCUGAAUAUCAGGCCAAGGAUCUGGGGCCUAUGUCCAAACGCUUGAUGGCGCUAACUGAUUGGAUUUGGACUCAGCUACCCGGUUUACAAUAUUCACCAUCAGAGGAAGCUUAUAGAAUUAUGUACAGGACAACUGACAAGGUACUGCUGGAACAUAGGCAGAUUGUAAAGUUUUACGGCAGGGAAAAAACAGACCAUCCACAGGCUGCAGCGAUGCUUGACACUCUACCAGAUACCUUGUGGUCAGCAGGUUCAACGGACGUUGCUCACUGCAAACACGUCACAACAAUGACAUUCAAUUUAAUAGACCACACUCCGAUUUGGCGGAGACAAUACUCACACAAACCAAAGGCUGAAGCCGGCAUUGCCGACACAAUUGAAGGAUUGUUAGCAGCAGGGGUGUUAGAACUCUCCCGGUCACCCUGGAACACUCCUAUCUUACCUGCAGAGAAGCAGAAUACAGGUAAAUAUAGGAUGGCGCAUGAUCUUAGACGGAUCAAUAGUAUUGUCUCUACUCCAACAGUUCCAGUUCCAAACCCAUACACUGCGCUGUCUGUGCUGACCCCUGACCAUAAGUGGUUCUCGUGCAUUGAUCUGGCCAAUGCGUUCUUCUGUUUGCCUCUAGCUGAUCAUUCGAGGGACAUUUUCUCGUUUACCUACAAAGGCCAACAACUACGUUAUACAAGGGUCCCUCAAGGGUUCAUUUUGUAGCCAGGGGUGUUUAAUCAGGUACUGAAACAGCACCUGAAGCACCUGACACUCCCAAAGGGGGUGGCAUUGAUCCAGUAUGUGGAUGACAUUCUUCUGGUGGCACCCGACCAUGUUUCUUGUCUGGCAGCCACAAAGUCGUUGCUGAUUCACCUGUAUAACGUCAGUUUUAAAGUCUCAAGGGCUAAAUUGCAAUAUUGCAGACAAACGGUGUCUUUUCUGGGUAGAGUUAUUUCCGCUAAAGGAACAGAUGUGUCUCCAUCCCACAGAUCCUUCAUUCUGCAUCAUACCAAACUAGUCACUGUAAAAGACGUGCUCUCAUUUCUUGCGUUGGUAGGAUACAGUAGACAAUUCGUUGCAUCAUAUGGGGAGCUCACUUUCCCUCUAAGGGCCAUGGUAAAUGAGCAAGGCAUGAUAAAUUUGUCGGCCCAUUUGCAGUGGACCACGGUGGCAGACGAAUGUUUCAUAUCUCACAAACAGGCCCUAACGCGGGUUGCUGAUUUAGCGGUCCCGGAUUACAAAUAGCCAUUUUUCCUCGAUAUUUCUGAAAAAUUACACACAAUAAAUGGUGUUCUUUUUCAGAAAAAAGGGAGAGGCAGGCAGGUGCUAAUGUAUAUAAGUGUAUCAAUAGAGGACAGACACACUCCAUGUACAAGACAUGCAGCAAUGGUGGCAAACAUUCUCCAAAAGGUAGCACAUAGAGUCAUGGGCCAUUCACUAACGAUACUGACGACACACAGUAUAGUGGCCUAUGUGAACUCGACAGCCUUCACAAUGACGUCACUGCGGCAAACCAGGGUUGAGAAAAUCCUGAAUGCACCACAUAUAACUAUCACACACGAAGGAAUCAACAUGGCUGACAACAUGGGAGAAGGAGAACCACACAUGUGCGAGGAAAGGGUACAGAGAGACGUUAACGUUAGGGCAGACUUACGGGCAAAACCACUAGUAGACCCAGAAGAAGUGUUGUUCACAGAUGGUUGCUGUUACAGACAUCCAACUGAAGGACUUAAAGCAGGCUAUGCAGUGGUGCGACAGACAAGUGAGGGAUUUGAGGAAGUGUUGACAGGAAAAGUGACAGGCAAAGAAUCAGCCCUGUUGGCUGAACGACAGGCAAUGAUUGCUGCUUUAGAAUGGUCACAGGGAAAAAGAGUGAACAUCUACACCGACUCUGCAUAUGUGGCCAGGGCUAUACAGGUAGAACUCAGUCAAUGGAUCAGAGCAGGAUUCUUAACAGCUGCAAAAAAAAAAACAAUUAAACAUGAAAAAGAUGUGAAAAGAUUAGCGGAGGCCCUCAUGAAAACUGCAGAAGUGGCAGUGGUCAAGUGUAGAGGACAUAACAAAACUGAUACAACAGUAGGUAAGGGCAAUCAGGAAGCAGACUUAGCAGCAAACAAAGCAGCAGGAUAUGCACCCCAGGAAUGUAGAACGUGUACAGAAAACAAUGUGAGACCAGCAGUGAAACCACACGAGGGCAAAUUCCCUCUCCCAAGAAUGUCAAUUCAGGAAAUAGUGAUCGACUACACUGACAUGAUAGAGAGAGUCAAAGGAUACCGGUACCUUUUGGUAGCAGUGCAUGCAUACACUGAUUGGCCAGAAGCGAUACCUGCAAAAAAGGAAGACGCAACAACAGUGAUCAAAUUCUGGAUAAACCAAUACAUUCCAAUGCAUGGGUUUCCAAGGAGAGUCAGGUCAGAUAAUGGUACACAUUUCAAGAACAAAGACCUGCAAGAAGUUGAAGCAGCUUUAGAACUGAAAAAUGCGUUUGGAACAGUGUAUCAUCCUCAGUCACAGGGAAAAGUUUAAAGAUUGAAUCAGUCCAUAAAAGGGAAAAUAGAAAAAGUAUGUGCCCAAACAAAGUUAAGUUGGGUGGAGGCCCGACCCUUAGAUUUACUGUCCAUUAGAAGUUCAGUAAGCUCCAUCAGAGGAUUUACCCCGUACGAGCUUACAACAGGGCAGCAGUUCCCAGGACCGGGAGCCGGAUUACAGACCUUAGAGGGAGGGGAAGCCUCCCUAAGCUACAAACCUUACUAUGACCAACUAACAGCUUUGGUGUCAGCUUUCUCCAAACAGGUUGGAUCCGAAAAGGGGGCUUUACUGAGCCAGCCGCCAUCAACCAUGGAUUGGGUCCUGUUGAAAGUGAUGAAACGGAAAUGGUCGGAGCCACGAUCUUUGUUGAACCGGGUAAUCAUUACAGCUAUUGAAGGGAAGGCUCCUCCGCCCUACCAGAUGUCACAGUUGGAGAUGGAAACCAUGGCUCUGGCAAGAAAGGACGACUAUGCAUCGGAGACCGACAAUGAUGUAAAAAAUUG